Gadus morhua (Atlantic cod) is the source of this 4097-nucleotide messenger RNA. RefSeq lists its product as uncharacterized. NCBI's taxonomy places the organism in Eukaryota, Metazoa, Chordata, Actinopteri, Gadiformes, Gadidae. The coding region runs from base 477 to 3827 and encodes 1116 amino acids. Gene Ontology annotation, molecular function: protein binding; zinc ion binding. The transcript is spliced from 6 exons. The record is from RefSeq and is a predicted model, not a curated record.
UGUGCUCUCAGCACUGCUGCUCUUGUGUGCACUGUGCGCGUGCAUAUCGGGGAGAGUUCCUAUAGCAUCGUAGCGCCAAUAAACAGCUCAUUGUCUGUUUCCGUCUAAAAUCAGAUCGGGGUUGGAUGAAAAGUAUUCGGGGAAGCCCAGGAAACCCGAAUAUAUCUACACCGAUGAUCCCUGUUACAGUUGCAAAUAACCAUUAAAUCACCACAAUGUCUCUCGUUCUGCACCGGCUCUCUACUAACUCCAGAAAGAAGAGAACACACAUCACCGCGUUUGAAGAGGCCGACACGGUGAAUAAAUGCAGUGCACUCACGUACCGUGGCGGCGGAGCCAGGUGUUAGGGGAGGAGGGGAAAGGACGGCAUGUUGAGGAAACGAAACCUAAAGCACCCCGACGUGUAAGCGGUUCCCUCUUUCUGGAGAAUAAUAAUACACAUCAAAUAGUCUGACAGACAGCAACAACAGCAAGGAAUGGCCUCUGCAAUCACUUCCUGGUCUGAGGAGAACUUUUCAUGUUCCAUCUGUCUGGAUGUGUUCAGCAGUCCAGUUUCCACACCAUGUGGACACAACUUCUGCAGAACCUGUAUUACAAAGUACUGGGAUGAACAAGUCAAGUACAAAUGUCCUGUUUGCAACAAGCUUUUCGACACAAGACCUGAUCUACAGGUCAAUACCCUCUUAUCAGAGAUGGUUGAUCGGUUUGGAACAUCCGUAAGAGUAAGAGAGCAGCCUUAUGUUGAACCAGCUGAAGUUCCCUGUGACAUCUGUACUGGGACCCAGCUGAAGGCUGUGAAGUCCUGCCUGGAGUGCUUUAUGUCGUUCUGCCAAACCCACCUGGAGCCACAUCAGAGAGUCACAGUUUUGAAGAAACAUCGGCUGGCCGAGCCUAUGGACCGUCUGGAAGACCGGAUGUGUAAGAUACACGACCGACUUCUGGAGCUCUUCUGCCACGCUGAACAGGUGUGUGUGUGUCAGUUCUGCACAGAGGGUGACCACAGGUCCCAUCCUGUUGUACCUCUAAAGGAGGAAUAUGAAGUGAAGAUGGCCCAGCUGGGGAAGAUAGAGGCUGAAGUCCAGCAGAUGAUCCAGGAGAGACUAAAUAAUAUUCAGGAGAUUAAAGACAAAAUAAAAUGCAGCAAAGCAGAUGCAGAUAGAGAGAUAGCCGAUGGUGUGCAGGUCAUCACUGCUCUGAUGCGCUGCAUUGAAAAGUGCCAGGAUGAUCUCAACCAAAUGGUUAAAGAGAGACUGAAAUCCACAGAGAAACAAGCUGAAGACCUCAUCAAAGAGCUGGAGCAGGAAAUAGAAGAUCUGACCAAUAGAAGCUCAGAGGUGAAGCAGCUCUCACAGACUAAAGACCACCUCCACUUCCUCCAGGCCUUCAGAUCCCUGAAGAAUCCUCCACCCACCAGGGACUGGACAACGGUGGAGGUCCGUCCUCCGUCAUACGUAGGGACCUUGAGGAGAUCCCUGGAUCAGCUGGAGGAGACACUGAGCAUGGAGAUGAUGAAGCUGCGUGAUGCUGAACUGAAGAGGGUCCAGCAGUAUGAAGUAGAUGUGACUCUGGAUUCUGAUACAGCUCAACCCCGUCUCAUCCUGUCUGAGGAUGGGAAACAAGUACAUGAUGGAUGUGUAGAGAGGAAACUCCUGGACAACCCUAAGAGAUUUACGAAGCAACUAUGUGUUCUAACGAGGCAGAGCUUCUCCUCAGGGAGAUUUUACUUUGAGGUCCAGGUUAAAGACAAGACUGGAUGGGUUUUAGGAGUGGCCAGAGAGUCCAUCAACAGAAACAGUUUCAUUAUAGUGACCCCUGAGACGGGUUACUGGACUGUUUACUACGAAGAGGAUGGGUUGUUAUUUAGUGAUGACCCUGAUGUCCGUCUCCCUCUGAGUGCUGAGCUCCAGAAGGUGGGGGUGUUUGUUGAUUAUGAUGAGGGUCUGGUCUCCUUCUAUGAUGUGGAAGCCAGGGUUCAUAUCUACUCUGCUACCAGCUGCACCUUUAGUGAGCCUCUCUAUCCAAUCCUCUGUCCAAGUCUCUAUGAUUAUAAAGGUAACAACUCUGCCCCCCUUAUCAUCUCACCUGUCAAUCAAAGAGACUAUCAUGAGAACAACCAAACAAAGCCUAAAGACAGCGGAGGAGAGGAGCCCCUUAGGUGUUGGCACGAUCAGCGCCACAACGUGGAGGCAGUUCUCUCUUUCAGGAGAGCUUUAAAUAGUCCCUGGUCUGAGGAAAACUUUUCAUGUUCCAUCUGUCUGGAUGUGUUCAACAGUCCAGUUUCCACACCAUGUGGACACAACUUCUGCAGAACCUGUAUUACAAAGUACUGGGAUCAACAAGUCAAGUACAAAUGUCCUGUUUGCAACAAGCUUUUCAACACAAGACCUGAUCUACAGGUCAAUACCCUCUUAUCAGAGAUGGUUGAUCGUUUUGGAACGUCCGUACUAGUAAAAGAGCAGCCUGGUGUUGAACCAGCAGAAGUUCCCUGUGACGUCUGUACUGGGACCCAGCUGAUGGCCGUGAAGUCCUGCCUAGUGUGUCUUAUAUCUUACUGCCAAACCCACCUGGAGCCACAUCAGAGAGUCGCAGGCCUGAAGAAACAUCGGCUGGUCGAGCCUAUGGACCGUCUGGAAGACCGGAUGUGUAAGAUACACGACCGACUUCUGGAGCUCUUCUGCCACGCUGAACAGGUGUGUGUGUGUCAGUUCUGCACAGAGGGUGACCACAGGUCCCAUCCUGUUGUACCUCUAAAGGAGGAAUAUGAAGUGAAGAUGGCCCAGCUGGGGAAGAUAGAGGCUGAAGUCCAGCAGAUGAUCCAGGAGAGACUAAAUAAUAUUCAGGAGAUUAAAGACAAAAUAAAAUGCAGCAAAGCAGAUGCAGAUAGAGAGAUAGCCGAUGGUGUGCAGGUCAUCACUGCUCUGAUGCGCUGCAUUGAAAAGUGCCAGGAUGAUCUCAACCAAAUGGUUAAAGAGAGACUGAAAUCCACAGAGAAACAAGCUGAAGACCUCAUCAAAGAGCUGGAGCAGGAAAUAGAAGAUCUGACCAAUAGAAGCUCAGAGGUGAAGCAGCUCUCACAGACUAAAGACCACCUCCACUUCCUCCAGGCCUUCAGAUCCCUGAAGAAUCCUCCACCCACCAGGGACUGGACAACGGUGGAGGUCCGUCCUCCGUCAUACGUAGGGACCUUGAGGAGAUCCCUGGAUCAGCUGGAGGAGACACUGAGCAUGGAGAUGAUGAAGCUGCAUGAUACUGAACUGAAGAUAGUCCAGCAGUAUGAAGUAGAUGUGACUCUGGAUUCUGAUACAGCUCAACCCCGUCUCAUCCUUUCUGAGGAUGGGAGACAAGUACAUGAUGGAUGUGUAGAGAGGAAACUCCUGGACAACCCUAAGAGAUUUACGAAGCAACUAUGUGUUCUAACGAGGCAGAGCUUCUCCUCAGGGAGAUUUUACUUUGAGGUCCAGGUUAAAGACAAGACUGGAUGGGGUUUAGGAGUGGCCAGAGAGUCCAUCAACAGAAACAGUUUCAUUAUAGUGACCCCUGAGACGGGUUACUGGACUGUUUACUACGAAGAGGAUGGGUUGUUAUUUAGUGAUGACCCUGAUGUCCGUCUCCCUCUGAGAGCUGAGCUCCAGAAGGUGGGGGUGUUUGUUGAUUAUGAUGAGGGUCUGGUCUCCUUCUAUGAUGUGGAAGCCAGGGUUCAUAUCUACUCUGCUACUGGCUGCACCUUUAGUGAGCCUCUCUAUCCAAUCCUCUGCCCAAGUCUCUAUGAUUAUAAAGGUAACAACUCUGCCCCCCUUAUCAUCUCACCUGUCAAUCAAAGAGACUAGCACCUUUGUUUGAUAAUAAAAUAAUCAAACAACCUAAACAACUGAUGUUGUUUUCUGAAUUAGAAUCUCUACUAUGUGAGAUCUGAGAGAACUAUAUUCAUAUUGUACUUUUCACUCUAAUUUAACAGAUCAAUAAAUUAAUCCACUAACACUCUGUAAUCUAAAAAAUAUAACCCAUUAUAAUUGAUAAGACUAUGAAUGCUUUUUAUAUUUUUAAUGUAAGAAAGAAAGUAAGUCGAUAACGUGAAAUGUUUAUUUUGAUAACAUUCU